AUGCUCAAGAGGAUUCUUCUGAAGACGCUGAACAGAUUUCUUGGAAACUAUGUGGAGAACAUAGACAAGCACCAGCUUGAGCUUGGGAUAUUCAAGGGGUAUGUGUCUGUAUCGAACCUAAGGAUCAAGUCUUCUGUCAUUUCAAGGUUGUUUGAUGGCAGGGUUGUGUCCAACCGCAUAGGAACGUUGCGGGUUCUGGUGCCGUGGAAGAGCCUUGCCAGAAAGCCUGUUGAGAUAUAUAUAAGGGAUGUCGACAUCAAGAUUGGAAAGGCCGGGUUUUGUUGGUGUUUUCUUGGGGAGAGUCCAUGCAUGGAGUGUAUUGAAUAUGAGAAGUAUGAGUUCAUGAGCAAGCUUGACAAGCUCAGUUUUCUAUCUGAUGCCCGAGAGGGGGGCUCUGCGUUUUUUGAGGAUCUGAUUAUGGGGGACGGAUUCCGGGUUCUGGUUGAGGACGUGAAUGUGGAGUAUGUGAGUGGAACGUCGAUUGCUCUUAGAGUACAGAGGCUGGAGUUCAACGGAAAGGGCGGCUCGGUGAGGAAUGCGAAGAACCUUGAUAUUACGGGGGUAGAAAUGGCUGUAGCUUCAAAGGUCAUGGGGCCGCUUAACAUCUGCAGCAUAGUAAAGAUGUCACCCAGAGACAUGAAGCCAAGGAUUGAAGUACACCUCGAUGAUUUCCGCCUGGAGAUGAGGCAACAGAUGAUUGAAGAGAUUCUUGUGGGAUUUAAGGAGUAUUCGGAGGACAGAGUACGGUGGACAUUGUUUAGGAGUCAUCCAGAGUACAGAAAGGUAUUGGAGAUGGCUAGGGAGAUGAAUCUUUGGGAAGACCAGAAAGACCCUGCAAGCGUGGAGAGGGCAGAUGUAGUGGAGGUAUGGAAGCAUCUCAUUCAGCUGCAAAAGAAGAUUGGGGAUUCAAAAGGCGUUGCGUUAGAGGAGAUAGCUGGAAUAAUGUCAAGGGCAAGCGAGUACAGAAAAGUCCUGGGGCGUCCGAGCCUGCGUCCUGACGAAGUAGAAAAAAAGAAGAGAUGCGAGAGAGAGAUAUGCCUAGAAAGGCUGCUGAAGAUAAAAAGAAGCUGUGUUUUUGAUUCUGAGAAGAAGUCGUGGAAAAGCUUUCUACUGUUUAUGAAAGAGAGAGCCAGCAAAAAGAAGACGUCCACGGUCGUUCCGAUGGUGUUUAAUGUGAAGCGGGCGGCUUUAACGGUCAUUGACGAGAAGCAUCAGGGAUUCAGGAUUGUCCUUCCUGAAGGAAGGGUCAGUGCUAGGGACCUGCUUUCACCGGCCAGGCUAGACUUCAAGGGAAACGAAUGGAAGAUGUAUUUUGUUGAUACCAGGCUCAAUGAGCACGAGCCUUACAACGAGUUGAUUUCCUUUCUACUGGACGUAAGGGGGACUUUUGCUUAUGAUGGGCCCGGCAUACAUGUCAAGGGACUGGCUGGGGAAUGGAGGGUACUGAACUAUAGAAGAGAGCUUCCACGUUGCUUUGAAGGUCUUAUGAGGAUAGCGGGCAAGUCGUGGGUGCCUUCCUACGGGUCUUUGGCAUGUAGAGGAAAGGUGAGAGCCGAUUUCAAGGCAGACAUGGUUUCUAUGGAAUCUGAUCUAGAAAGGUUUGCUGACAUUAGGCCAUCGGGCAGAUAUGGCGUUGAGUCUAGCGGAGUGGUUCUUUCGUAUGUGAAUGAUGGGAUAAGCAUGAAGAAGGCAGCAUCCCUGACGAUAGCAUCUUCCUUUGUUUACUGGAUCAAUCCCACGUCUGAGAAAAGUGAGGCUCUUUCCAAUAGGAUUGAGACUGCGAUUCUGCUUGUUGAUGGUGUGUUUUACGUGAAGACAUCGAUGGUGGACCUAUAUGCACAUGGCGUGCAUCCUAGCGACUUCGGAGGGGGGGGAACAGUGUUCCCCGCUGGAUUUGUUGUCCCAAACUUCGAGGUGUGUUCGGAUGCGAUAAGGAUCAACGGACCCAACGGCAGGGCCGAGCUCCGGAGGAUCAAGAUGUCUGGUAAUGGCGGAACCAUAUUUGACGUGGAGAUCUUUCGGGGAAAGGUGCUGGACAGGAAUGGCAGAGUUGUGUGCCGUGUCCCCAAGAUGAAAAUGGAAGCCAGGAUUGGAAAGGCUCUGUUCUUGGAUAUCGAGUACCUGAAGGUAUGUGGGGUGGCUAGAAGGAUUGCCAAGCUUGCACGUGAGAUGUCGUGGAUGGCUCAGGGUGGAGGAUCUACUCAGGCCACUUUAAAGGUCGGAAGGGUGGAGGCGAUAUUGAAGCGCAAAGGGUCUAUUCUGAGCAUUAGUGUUGACGAGUACUUUCAGGGCCUGGCCAGAAGUGUGAAGGCCACUCUGAACAAGAGUAUAGUUGAUAUCAAAGACCUUGAGGUGGGAGAAGAGUAUGCAUGCAGAUCUGCAAUGGUGAAAGUACACAAAGAAGACAUCAGAGGCUUAGAUGUGUUUACAAGAAUAUUUGGUGGAGCCGGAGGUGAUAGUGGCAUCUUUAAGGUGUCUGUGGGGGUUCUCCUGAUUAGACCGCGCAAUGGCCUGGAAAUAGAGGCUCGGAACAUACGGGCUUUCAUGAAUGGAGCGGACAUCACGGUUCAUCCUCUUGAAAUCGGAAUCUCGGGCGCGGAUGGUUCUCAUUCUCCAUUGAGCGGUAAGAAAAGAGAGGUGAGGGUUUGUAUCAGCAAAUUCGAGAAGUCGGGCAUUGAAACUGUUGUUGAGGGAAGCAUUGGAGGAGAGAUUGAUGAAGAAAUGAUCGUUGGGAUAAGAGACGAGAUGAUGGGGAUUCCAAUGUCGUCGAAUACACCUACGAAAACCAACAUCUCGUUUGACAUAUCUCUCUAUGUGAUGGCCUCUGGGAAGUCAGUCAGGAUGGAAUGUCCAUUGGUUUUUCGAAAGACGGUGGAUGGAUGGAAUGCCGUGGUGAGAAGGGUAUCUGUUACACUUGGGAAUGGAGAACAUACAGUACUAUCGGGUAUCAACGCUAAAGCAACAGAAGACGUGCUAGGACUUUUUAUUGACAGAAUAGAAAUCUGCCUCGCACCUUCCAUAUUGGCUUUGAUGUUCUAUCCGCUUCUUUGUAGUGAAGGCGACGCAAGAUAUACAAAGAGGAUGAAAGUUGGCAUUGAUGAGAUACUGGUGAGCAUCAAGGACUUGGAUGAAAUGAGAAUAAGAGACGUGAAAUAUGACGAUGAGCUGAGUCUGGAUCUUUCUAUUUUAAGUGGAGCUGGAAGUAAGGUCACAUACAGAAAGGUGAGCAGCAGGAAGGAUGAAUACUUUCUUCUAUCUGUGGCGGGAGGAUGCUAUGAAAUGAAUUCUCUAGCAUCUGUCACUCGCUUCUGCUCCUCUGAAUAUGUGCAGAUAUGCGAGAAGCUUGGGAUUCAGAUAUCUAAAGAGCGGUUCCAUGUGCUGCUUAUGGAUCUUGUGGUGCAGGCAAGGAGCGGCUUGUCCUUCCUCAGAAUCAACCUUCCGGUCGGGCACUUUGACGUCCAAGAGUUGCACUCUCUCAAGGGAAGGCUUCUUUGUUCACUUGAUAUCUACGACCCAAGCGCUAUGAAGGUUGUUCCUGUCGUUGAGGAAAACGUCUUUGUUGUGAAGAAGUAUGGGACUCUUCUAGAUGUUAGAGCACUUGCAAGGUUGAGGAUACUAUACCUGCAGGGGAUUACAGACAUGGUUGCAGGUUUUUUUGGGCCUAGGAAGACGGAGUCAACAGUACCGGUGGAUCCAUUCCACUGUAAGGUUAGGAUAAAAAAUGCCACAGACACGGCGCUACAGAUCAAGACUCAAGGACAGUUUGGAAGCAUAGGGGGAGGAGAGGCCGGCGAGUUCAACAUAAAUUAUGAGGAGCAUGGGAUCUGUGUUGGAAAGGGAGAGACGGGCACCGUCAUCAACAUAGUGGACAGCAGCAUCACUUCAUUUAGAGCUGAGGAGAAAAACCUUAUAGCUGAUGUGCUGUAUGAUGGAAGGACGAGGCUUCUGACCAUUACACAUAAUCUAUCAUUCUUCAAUCUGUGUGAGAUAGAUUUGAUGGGAAGAAUGCACUGUCCCAAUGUGUCUGCAUCAGAAAUGCAAAUUCCCCGGCAUUCCAGUCAUACGAUUCCGCAAGCUUCUACCUUCUUUCUAGAGAUAGGAGUUGAUGGAAAAUAUUCAGGUGUGGGAAGAAUAGAUGCCAAUGCUAUUGAGAAGGGAGCUGUUAGUUCUUUUGGAACGGUGUGUAAGUUGAGCGGGAUAACGAUCGGGGUUGAUGUAGUUGUUAGAGAUGCUGGAGCCAUGGCUUCUGUCGCGAUAAUCUUCUAUCCGACUUUCGAGGUGGUGAACAGGACAACGUCUGUGUUGAACCUGGUUCUUUCGAUUGACAAGGAAGCUGUCCAUAUGAACUCAAAGGGGGUUCUAAGAAAGAACAUUCCGUUCUCGAUCGGAAGAAACUGCAAAGAGGAUGUGUAUGACAUCGACUCUUCUGAGAUCCCUCUGCUUCUGGUGCACAAUCUCAACAACCAGGCUGGGACUAAGGUGUUUCAGAGUAGGGCAUCCAUUCAGAUCUGUCCUGGACAUUCCGGAGAAAUAAGAAAAGAGCAGUGCGAGAUACAGUUGUUUUUUGGGAGGCAUGUUCUUAUGCACAAGGUCAGAAUGGCGAUAUGCCCGCCCAUGAUGAUUGUAAAUCAUCUCAGCGACGACAUUUGGAUCAAUGGGAUCAAAUUCUGUCGGGGAUCUUCAUGUUCCGACAGGCUGAAGAUUAUCCACAGCCUGUGUGUUGGAGAGUAUGGCGCCGAUGGGUCUGUGGUUAUCAGAAAGAAGUCUGUUAGGGUGGUCACUCUCGUGAGAAAGAACUACAGAGCCCACAGAGCUCGGGUUACCCAUGAAGGGAUGGUGUGGACCAACGAGGCCAUAUUUGGUGGUCUUGGACCCAGGGCUGGGGCAUACCCUGACUACAUCCACUUUCUCCUUGAGUUCAAAGGGGACUCAAGCACAAGAAUAGUCGAAUUUAGGUACACUCAUUUCAUUAGAAACCAAACUCGGAUGAGACUUCUGGCCGUAUCUGAGCAGGUGUGCUACUAUGUGGAGGCCGGUGAAGAGGUGCCUUUCAACACGUCUACGAAUGGGUUUUAUCUAUUUAUUGCGGAUUGUCUGGACAUCAGAUCUCUCAGAUCUUGCGGAGUGUUUAUUCCGCUGGACAUCAAGACGACAAAGUACUUCAGACUACAAGGCUCUGAGGCUGUCCUGCUCAGUGUAAGUAGGUCUGUAGACUCUGAGCAGCAUGUGUUUGGCAUAAGGAUGGAGAGCGACUGGCCCUAUAUGAUAUAUAAUGAUACGGACACCAACAUGAAGUUCACACAAGGGCACGAUACUGUUGAGCAUGAUGUGAAGAGAGAAUCUGUGUACAGAUACGCACUGGACAGCCUAGUGUUUGAUCCUGUGAUAUUGCUGCGCGUUGGGGACAGAAGCAUUCAGGUGGAUCUAAAUAGAGAUGGAAGCAUGGUCACCUCUGGAAUUGUAGUAUCGGCAUCCCAGGGCAAGAUUGCAAGAAUUCUUCGGAUAUCCAGAGGAACGAUACCUGAAAGUGAGUCCAGAGCCUACUUGAACAUAGUUGUUGAUGAUCUAGCUGUCUCGCUAGUGGAUAAAGGAGGAGAUGAGAUUCUAUGUGGGCAUCUGAGGGGACUAGAGGUCACGAUAGAACGUAUCUCAAGAGCCAUGCGGGCGCAGAGAGAGAAGCUGGUGACGGAAUAUGCCGAGUGGAUAAUUAGCACGGUUAUCGAAAGUGUGCAGGUGGAUAACCAAAACGUGUUAUGUGUGUUUCCUGUCAUCUUCCAUCCUCUCGACAAGGAUCUGCGAAUAGGAGCGAAAAGAAGAGGCAGCAGGAAAUUCCUUGUCUUCGAGCUUGCUGUUGGAGACUCCACACACCAUGUCUCAGUGUCGAAUGUAUACUGCAGGGUGCAGGACUUUGCACUGAACAUCGAGGAGAGCUUGGCCAAAAAGGUCAGCAAGAUGUUUGAGGUAAAGGAGCAUGCGCCAAGAGGGCAUGGAAGGAAUAUAAGAAUCCAAAACCUGAAGAUGGAGAGGCUGAGAGCAAAAGUCAAUUUUCUCAAAGACGUGGAGUCGGACUUCAUUUCGAGUGUCACGGGGUUCCUCAUAAACAACAUUAGUGACUUUUCGCUGGAGAUGGACGGGAUGAAGGAAUCGUGUUUGUAUACCACAGCCGAGGAGCUUAGGAGUCUUCUGGCAUCCUUCUACCUGUCCCAGUUCAGGAGGAAUCUUUACAAGGUCCUUACCCAUUUUGAUCUCAUUGGAAACAUAGGAAGCUUCACGGAGUCUGUCUCUGUGGGAAUCAAGGAUCUUUUCGUCGAGCCUACUCUUUCGAGGACCAAUGUAGCCCGGGGAAUUGCCAAGGGAGGAAAAAGCUUUCUGAAGAACACUAUCUAUGGUGUUUCAAAUACAGUUGGGAAGUUCUCGAAGAGCAUAGGAACAGGUGCCAGGCUAGUAGGAUGCAAUAUAGAGCUUAGACAUGCAAAGGGCCACCACUCCUAUGCGUGUGACGUGCAUCUCCUUGUGCCGAGGUCCAAGCACUCAAAGGGCUCUGUGGUUUCCAUACUCAGGGGAACUGGGGAUCUCUUUGACUCCAUAACGCGCGGAAUAGCGGGGAUAGCAACGUCUCCCAUUGAAGGGGCGUCACAAGGCGUCACGGGCGUUGUGAAAGGGCUUGGAAAGGGGAUUCUUGGGGCAUUUACAAGGCCGAUUGUGGAGGUUGCAGACCUUGUCACCGGGAUUUCCGACACCAUCAAGGUGUCCAUGGACGGCAGGAUCAAGAGACUUCAGUAUCCAAGACCCAGAGGAUUCGUGGGGUGGUAUGACGAAGGGAUGAGCCAGGGCUUUUACAUAUUCAUGUUCAUUGUCAAGAAGGUAAAUGAAGAGGAGAGGUUUGUAGAUGGAACAUUUGGAAACUUCAACGGAAAGUGCCAUCUUAUUCUGACCACAAAAAGGCUGCUGGUAUCUGAUACUAUCAGCAUUCUCGAUGUGCAGUUAAGAAGCAUAGUGGUUGAAGAAAGCAACCACAAACUUAUGGUUGGAGAACUCUGCAUGUCUGUUGAAAAGCCAUCCUUUGUUGCUUCGGUAAAAUCGGUAGUCGAGGGUGCCCGGCCUGAGAGCAUCUGA
Messenger RNA from Encephalitozoon cuniculi GB-M1, 7116 nucleotides. RefSeq lists its product as uncharacterized. Gene Ontology annotation, biological process: protein retention in Golgi apparatus; protein targeting to vacuole. The record is from RefSeq and is marked provisional. NCBI's taxonomy places the organism in Eukaryota, Fungi, Microsporidia, Unikaryonidae. The coding region runs from base 1 to 7116 and encodes 2371 amino acids. The transcript has a single exon. Gene Ontology annotation, cellular component: extrinsic component of membrane.